AUGGCUCCCCACGUCAUUGAGGCCAAUACUCAAUUCCCCGAACCGACUUCCAAGGCAAUUGCUGCGAAGGACGUGCCGGUGACCUCCAUCGAGUCCACUGUUCAAAACCUUGCUCAGCUCCUAGCCAGAGCUUCUACGUCCACGGCCGGGCUGACCUUCUACUCGUCUGGGGCCGAACCUACUCGUGUUUCGUAUGCCGAACUUCAAAGAAAUGCAGCGGAGAAAGCCCGUGCCUUGCUCAGGAUCGAUGGCCUGUCUCCCUCGUCCAUAAUUCUGCUGCACUUCGAGAACAACCGUGACACACUCGUGUGGUUCUGGGCCGCAACACUGGCAGGUCUCCUUCCAGCCCUCUCCACUCCAUUUGUGCACGAUCCGGUGCAGCGCAAGAAGCACUUGCACCAUCUGCAGACAUUGCUGCAGGAGCCUGUGAUUCUCACUAAUGAACGGCUUGUUCCCGAAUUUUUGGAGCUAGAGGAGCUUCGCCUGCACCCGGUUGAGUCGCUGGGCAAGGCUGCGAUCUCGAAUGGCCUGGCCUCCACCUACACCCUCCCUGGGAUUGAAAAGAAAUCACAAGAUGCGGCGGUCCUCAUGUUGACGUCUGGAAGCACGGGAAGCGCCAAGGCGGUUCCUCUCCGCCAUGGCCAGCUUCUGGCAGCGCUGCAGGGCAAAAAGGCUCAUCACGGGACCGAACCUGGCGAUGUGUUUCUGACCUGGGUCGGGCUCGACCAUGUUGCGAGUAUGUGCGAGAUUCAUCUGCAUGCAGUGAGCCUGGCUGCCAAUCAAGUGCACGUUCCGGCUUCCGAGCUCCUGCGCGAUCCGUUGCGUUUCAUCCAGCUGCUUGACUCGCACCAGGUUGCGUAUACAUUCGCGCCCAACUUUUUCCUCACGCAGGUGCGGGACGCUCUUACAGACAACUCAGCCGUCAAGGCGGAUCUGUCCCGCCUCAAGAGCAUCAACUCUGGUGGCGAAGCCAACGUCGUUGCGACCAUAGACGGGUUGACCCGUGAGUUGCGUCGGUUCAAUAUUCAGCGCGAGGUGAUUAGUCCUGGGUUCGGGAUGACGGAGACGUGUGCAGGGUGUGUGCACGCGCCGGCGUCCCCGUCAUACGAUCUCGCACAAGGCCUCGAAUUCGCUAGUCUCGGGCCGUGCAUCCCUGGGAUUGAGAUGCGAGUGAUGCGUCUGACCGCCAAAGAUGAGCCUGCUGCGCGUGGCGAGGUCGGAGAGCUGCAGCUCUCGGGCCCUGCCCUAUUCACCGGAUACUUCAACAAUCCGGAGGCCACGGCCGCCGCUUUUACGGCUGAUGGAUGGUUCAUCACGGGAGAUCUGGCCUGGCUGGAUGACUCGGGGUACCUGAACCUAGCUGGACGGACCCGAGACACGAUUAUUGUCAACGGGGUCAAAUGGAGCGCAACGGAGAUAGAAACGGCGAUCGAAGAAGAGCGCAUCCCGGGUGUUGUGCCCUCGUACACAGUGGCCUUCCCCUGUCGUGCACCUGGCUCUGCCAGCGAAGACAUUGCAAUUGCCUACUGUCCUACAUACGCGGCCGACGAUGCUGCGACGCGUUUCGAGACUGCCACAGCCAUCGCCAAGACGGCCGCGCUCCUGACGGGGCGGAAACCCGCCCACUUGAUUCCGCUCCCGGCGGAAUUGCUGGACAAGUCGUCGCUGGGUAAGAUCUCGCGUACCAAAGUGCGCACCGCGUUUGAAAAGGGCGAAUAUGCCUCGAUGGAGGCGGAAGACACGGAGGCCGUGCAGAGGUAUCGGGAAUCCACGCAGCGGCCGGCGAAGACGGAGACAGAGAAGAGAGUGCAGAGCACACUGGCAGGGCUGCUCCAGAUCCCACUAGAGGAUAUCAACGUCGACAUGUCAAUCUUCGAUCUGGGCAUCACCUCAUUCAAUCUGAUUCUCCUCAAGGCCAUGAUCCAGGAAGCCGUUGAUGCCCCGGUGGAGAUUCCCAUGUCUGUGCUAAUGACCGAUCCAACUACCACCGCCAUUUCGGCUGCCAUUGACAAGCUCCUGUCCCAGCCACCCGUGUAUAACCCAAUCGUUCCCCUCCAACCCCACGGCACCAAGAUUCCUCUCUUCCUCAUCCACCCUGGCAGUGGGGACAUUCUUGUCUUCAUCGCCCUUGCGGCCCAAUUCCCAACCCGGCCCGUCUACGCGCUCCGCACCCGCGGCUACAACACCAACGAGCGUUUCUUCCACUCCAUCCAGGAAACCGCCGAGACUUACGUGCACUACAUCCGCGAAACCCAACCGGAGGGCCCGUACGCUAUAGCGGGCUACUCCCUCGGCUCGACGCUGGCCUUUGAAGUCGGCAAGGUCCUCGAAGCCCAAGGCCAGGAAGUGCGAUUCCUCGCCAGCAUCGACUACCCGCCGCACAUCCGGCAGUACGUGCGCGGCCAGAACUGGAUCGACGUGCUCCUCCACAUCGCCUUCUUCCUGGAAUUGAUCGAUCAAAAGAUCAUGGCCGAGGCAGGGAAGUACCUCCACGGACAGGAGAUCUCGCGCCAGGACGCCCUCGUGCACGUGUUGUCAAUUAGUGACCAGGAACGGGUGCGUGCCUUGGCCCUCAACCCAGAGCGACUGGAGCGAAUCACCGACAUUGGAGAGAACUUCCGGGUGCACGGGGAGUCGUACGAACCGGAGGGAACAGUGGAGCGACUGGACGUGUUCGUGGCGGAUCCGCCAAGCUACGCGGCGCUGAACCGACAGGACUGGGAGGAGAACAAGCUGGGAGCCUGGCGGAACUUUUCGCGGACGGAGGUGGGCUUUUACAAUUGUCCGGGAAUCCACGCGACGAUGUUGAACCCGGUGUAUGUGCCGGAGUUUGUGAGAAGUUUCAAGCUCGCGAUGAAGCGAAGGGGUGUGUAGACACUCACUGACUACUAGCUAGCUAGAUAUAGUCUGAGUUGUGUAGAAGAG
This is a messenger RNA of Aspergillus sclerotioniger CBS 115572, 2925 nucleotides long. RefSeq names its product NRPS-like enzyme. The transcript has 3 exons. Bases 1 to 2874 code for a protein of 957 amino acids. Gene Ontology annotation, molecular function: CoA-ligase activity. The record is from RefSeq and is a predicted model, not a curated record. Lineage: Eukaryota; Fungi; Ascomycota; Eurotiomycetes; Eurotiales; Aspergillaceae. Gene Ontology annotation, biological process: biosynthetic process; secondary metabolic process.